This is a messenger RNA of Phragmites australis (common reed), 1286 nucleotides long. RefSeq names its product bZIP transcription factor 12-like. Gene Ontology annotation, molecular function: DNA-binding transcription factor activity. Gene Ontology annotation, cellular component: nucleus. Gene Ontology annotation, biological process: positive regulation of DNA-templated transcription. The transcript has 4 exons. The record is from RefSeq and is a predicted model, not a curated record. Bases 272 to 988 code for a protein of 238 amino acids. NCBI's taxonomy places the organism in Eukaryota, Viridiplantae, Streptophyta, Magnoliopsida, Poales, Poaceae.
AGCACAGCGGUCGCUGCCCUUCGUCUCGCUCGCCUCGUUUUCCCCUCGUCUCGCCCCGAGACAGACACAGACCGGAGCCUGCUCGCUCUCCCUCCCCGACGAACCAACCAGUUUUCCCCCACGCUCCUCCCCGUCUCCCGAGACCUCCGAAUCCCUCCUAGAACGACACGACUCGCAGCACAAGGCGAUAAAAACAGCGCAGCUCACAGAGCAAGGAGGAGAGGAGAAGAGAGAGCCGCGCCGGCCGCCGGGUCGGCCGCACGCGCAGCGCAUGGCGUCGUCGCGGGUGAUGCCGUCGUCGUCCCCGCCGCGGCAGACCGGCGGCCCCUCGGACCUCGCGCGCUUUAGGAGCGGCAGCGGCAUCGGAUCCAUGAACAUGGACGACAUCAUCCGCAACAUCUACGGCCCGGAUGCCGUGGACGGCGGUGGCCCGACCGAGCCCGCCCCCGCGCCACCGGAGGCCGCCGCCCGGCGGACGUCGGAGGAGGUGUGGAAGGAGAUCUCCGCCACCGGAGGGCUCUCCGCUCCCCCUCCCGCCGCCGCCUCCGGGGCCGGAGGCGGCGGCAGCGGCGCGGCCGUGAUGACGCUGGAGGAUUUCCUGGCGAGGGAUACCGGCGCUAGGGCUGCGGGGAUGGAGGGGAACAUGGUGCUGGGGUUCCCUGACGAUGGAGUGGAGAGCGCCGGGGGAGGCGGCGGGAGGGGUAGGAAGCGGGCGCCGAUGGAUCCCACGGACCGCGCGGCGAUGCAGCGGCAGAAGCGUAUGAUCAAGAACCGUGAGUCCGCGGCGAGGUCCAGGGACAGGAAACAGGCUUAUGUCUCUGAGCUGGAAUCACAGGUUGCGCAGCUAGAGGAGGAACAAGCAGAAUUGUUAAAAGAGCAGGAGGAACGAAACCAAAAGGGACUUAAGGAGCUGAUGGAAAAGAAAGUUCCAGUGAUAAGGAAAAAACUUUUACAAGAUCUUAGAAGAACCAACUCCAUGGAAUUUUAGAAAUGACCCCGGAGCUCAGUUGUUACUAUCUUAGAAGUUACAGAAUUUGUUGUUUCUUUUGGAUUUCUGUUUUCCCUAGUUUUCGUUGGCAGCUAUGUAGGAAUAGAAGAAGACAUUUUAGUUGACAUGAAACUGUUCUAGGGGAGCGAUUGCGCGUGAUCAAGAAGUCACGCCAUUGAUAUGUGGAUCUGUUGUUAGCUUGUCUGUUUGUUUUAUUGUCAAUGUGACCUGUGUGCUGUAUAAACAAGAAUAAGCAGGUUUAUUUAAGGGUGGAAAAAAAUUCCUCAUUACAAAGGCA